AAGUCUUUAGCAAAGCAUAUCUUUUACAAAAGAUAAACUCCGAGCCUGCCUGGCCAUCCACUGUAGACCGAAUUGAACAAUAUGAAACUAUUGUCAAUAGCUUUCUUACUUCCUGGUCAAUGUGCAAUGCUUCCAAUGAUGCUGACGUAUCAAAUGAAGCUAAUAUGUAUUCCAAACCUCAACGCUAUAUGAAAUGGUUACAUUUUAUACAGAAAGAAAUGAAACAAAAGAAGUUCAUUCAAGAAAUGAAACCUCAAGACAAAGCAUCAAGCAGUUAUGUCCAUCGAAAGUUAUAAGAACUUCCUUUUGUCAAGAAGCUGAAC
Molecule: messenger RNA, 323 nt
Organism: Rhizopus microsporus ATCC 52813
Lineage: Eukaryota; Fungi; Mucoromycota; Mucoromycetes; Mucorales; Rhizopodaceae
Exons: 1
Coding region: 120-296 (58 amino acids)
Source: RefSeq, a predicted model, not a curated record